Messenger RNA from Penicillium subrubescens, 1207 nucleotides. Its product is annotated as Protein transport protein SEC61 subunit alpha. Gene Ontology annotation, molecular function: ribosome binding; transmembrane protein transporter activity; signal sequence receptor activity. Gene Ontology annotation, biological process: post-translational protein targeting to membrane, translocation; SRP-dependent cotranslational protein targeting to membrane, translocation. The coding region runs from base 161 to 1207 and encodes 348 amino acids. The record is from RefSeq and is a predicted model, not a curated record. The transcript has 4 exons. Lineage: Eukaryota; Fungi; Ascomycota; Eurotiomycetes; Eurotiales; Aspergillaceae. Gene Ontology annotation, cellular component: Sec61 translocon complex; membrane.
UCCUCCUCCCCCCAUCUCCUAUCCGACCACCUCUUCUUCUCCCCCUCUCCUUUUCUUUUUCCUUUCCUCAUAUCUUCAUAACCUUUUCGCUCCUUCGGCUGGUUUACAUUCCCAGCUUUCUCUAUUUCUUUUUUGACGGAUUGGGAGGAAGAUAGUCACCAUGAGCGGCCUACGCUUCCUUGACCUGAUCAAGCCCUUCACGCCCCUCCUCCCGGAGGUGGCGGCGCCUGAGACUAAGGUGCCCUUCAACCAGAAGUUGAUGUGGACGGGUUUGACUCUCCUCAUCUUCCUGGUCAUGAGCCAGAUGCCUCUGUACGGUAUCGUGUCUUCCGACACCUCUGACCCCCUGUACUGGCUGCGUAUGAUGCUGGCCAGUAACCGCGGUACCCUGAUGGAGUUGGGUAUCACCCCCAUCAUCUCCUCCGGCAUGGUCUUCCAGCUCCUUGCCGGUACCCACCUCAUCGACGUCAACCUGGACCUCAAGACCGACCGCGAGCUCUACCAGACCGCCCAGAAGCUUUUUGCCAUCAUCCUUUCCUUCGGCCAGGCCUGUGUCUACGUCCUGACUGGUCUCUACGGCCAGCCCAGUGACCUGGGUGCCGGUAUCUGUGUUCUCCUGAUCGUCCAGCUGGUUGUUGCUGGUCUCGUCGUCAUUCUGUUGGAUGAGCUCCUCCAGAAGGGCUACGGUCUUGGUAGCGGUAUCUCUCUGUUCAUUGCUACCAACAUCUGCGAGUCCAUUGUCUGGAAGGCGUUCUCCCCCACCACCAUUAACACUGGCCGUGGCCCUGAGUUCGAGGGUGCCAUCAUUGCCCUGUUCCACCUGCUCCUUACCUGGCCUGACAAGCAGCGCGCCCUGUACGAGGCCUUCUACCGCCAGAACCUGCCCAACGUGAUGAACCUGCUGGCCACUCUCCUGGUCUUCGCUGCCGUCAUCUACCUCCAGGGCUUCCGUGUUGAGAUCCCCGUCAAGUCCGCCCGCCAGCGUGGCAUGCGCGGUUCUUACCCCGUCCGUCUCUUCUACACCUCCAACAUGCCCAUCAUGCUCCAGUCUGCUCUGAGCUCCAACGUCUUCCUUAUCUCUCAGAUGCUGUACUCUCGCUUCUCCGACAACCUGCUGGUCCGUCUCCUCGGAGUCUGGGAGCCCCGUGAGGGAUCCGCCCAGCUGUACGCUGCCUCUGGUAUCGCCUACUACAUGUCUCCCCCCUGA